UGAGCUGCAAACCUGCUCGAUUUCUUCGUCUUGUGAGGCUAAGACAUGAAUACCGUGCUCUACGUCCACAGAGGAGUGUAUAAAAUAUAGAAGAUGCUCGAGGGAUUCAGAAUCGAUCCGGUGGACCAAAACCAAGACUUCGAGCAUGAUGAGUCUUGUAACUCUUCAGAGUCCGAAUACACAUGCUCAGACUGGGAAUGCAGCCAGUGCUUCCAAUACUCUUCAGAUUCAGAAAAUGAACACUCAGACUUCGAGCAUAGCGAGUGUUCCUACUCUGCAGAUCCUGAAAUUCCAACAGACGAGGACGACGAUAUACCCCCGAAGUCCAUGGAUGGAGAUCUCCACCCCUGUUACUGCUGUCGAGCACCUAACAGCGACGGAAGCCCCUUGAGUGACAACUCUGUUCACAUUUCUAUCAUAUUCUUGAUUAUCGUCUGUGUGUUGGAACUCGUCAGUUAUGUCACGCGCUUUGUAUCCAGUUGGGACAUACCCGGACGGUCCACAGACAGACGCUGAUGGAAGGGAAACUCCAGUCGGUAGUUACAUAGGUAGUUGAGGAGGGUUUUAUAUCAGGGUUAUGGAGGUCCUUUAUGUACAUGCCUUGCUCUUCGUCUAGAUAGCUGUAGUUGCUUCUUAUUUUGACUGAUUAGAACGCACGCAAUCCGAUAUCUGAAAUCCUUGGUGGAUAAGAUGGAGGCUCUAUUCUUCUUAUAGAACAUCUACUAGAGUUGUGACUCUUAAUAUUCUAGAC
Messenger RNA from Aspergillus ochraceoroseus IBT 24754, 751 nucleotides. RefSeq lists its product as uncharacterized. Bases 94 to 516 code for a protein of 140 amino acids. The transcript is spliced from 2 exons. The record is from RefSeq and is a predicted model, not a curated record. NCBI's taxonomy places the organism in Eukaryota, Fungi, Ascomycota, Eurotiomycetes, Eurotiales, Aspergillaceae.